Gadus chalcogrammus (walleye pollock) is the source of this 2440-nucleotide messenger RNA. It is a transcript of the gene lrrc42, whose product is annotated as leucine rich repeat containing 42. The coding region runs from base 252 to 1487 and encodes 411 amino acids. NCBI's taxonomy places the organism in Eukaryota, Metazoa, Chordata, Actinopteri, Gadiformes, Gadidae. The record is from RefSeq and is a predicted model, not a curated record. The transcript is spliced from 7 exons. Gene Ontology annotation, molecular function: protein binding.
UACAUGAGUGGAGGCUUGUAGUACAAAUUCGAGUUGAGUUGAGUAGACAACAACACAUAACUGUGAGCAAUAAAUAAUAUGUCUAUAUAUACGUCUCCGUAGCGGUCGAUGCCUUUGACCCAGACACGGGUAGCCAAGCCGGACAGCAAGUUUGAUUAUUAACGACUAUUAUUAUCUUUCUAGUUUGCUCGGCUGUCAUGCAAACACUGAUGCGUUUCAUGUCUGUUCUGUAGAAGAAACAACCAUCAAACAUGUGCAGUCUUGUUCCGGACAAUAGCACUCUUUAUAUCCGAGAGGGAGGACAGCUUCGUCGGGUGAAUGACAUCGUGCUUGCUGAGCCGAAGCCUGUGUCAUCCUGUAGAAGAACUAAACCGUUACCGAUGUUGUUGAAAAAGGAACACUUCAUCUUCACCUACAAUGCCAAGGGAAAUCUACAAUAUUCUCCGAGAUCUCUCUUCGACAUCUCUAUUCAAUUCAUAGCCGAAAACAUACACCAUGUGGACUCACUGUUAGACUUCCCUGAACAAAUAGGAGUUAAACUUUUUGCAGCCACGGAAGAGAAAUGUGUUUUUUCCAACCAAGAAACGGGCCCCAAAGCCCUACAAGUAUUCAAUGAUGCGUAUGGCGACAUGGUGCUGACAUCUCUUUGUCUUCGGAAUAGAUUUCCUCUGUUGUCUGAGAGGAUGUGUGAAAUCAAAACAUUUCAUAGUCUGAAGUCUCUUGAUUUGUUUGGCUGCCGACUUGGAGAUAGUCAUGAGAUCUUCCUGCAUCUGACCAGCAGCUCCUUGACUGGAUCACUGGUUGAACUUUUCAUUGGAGGCAACUGUCUGUCAGAUAUUGGCCUACAAAGAUUGACUGCGCCCAUUAGGAUGUUCAAGAAAGGACUUGACAACCUUCAACUUCUGGAUCUCUCUGACAAUCCAAUCUCUGAAAGGGUUAUCAGGUACCUCACUUGUCUCUCUAAUCUCCAAAAUCUUGAUGUAUCUGGGACCAAUUUUAAGCUUGGCCCAGUACUCAAGAAAACAAUGUAUGACCUGACAGGACUUGUUUGUUCUGAAAAACCACUGGACAUAUUUGAGCAUUCAAGAUGUAAAACAGAAGGUUGGGCAGAGCAUGUUGUCAAUCAAUGGGAAAGAAUUGCUUCACAAGUGCCGAAACUAAAAAAAAUUGAAGAUUCACGAAAAUCAGCACUCCGCUUCUUUGGCAGACAAAAGUUCAUCAGUGAUGUGCUGAAUUCGAUGCCCUUGGUACGGCAAGAUGAGGAUGCAACCGAAAAGCUCCAUUUUUACAAGCCCACCCCAAAGCACGGCAUUCCCAAGGUGCAAGUUAAUGACACGGCUGAGGAUUCACCGAAACCCUCCUGUCUUAACGCCAGAAAAAGGCAACGUCAAACAGAGGGCAGCGAGACUCGUCAGAGUCCUCCAGGAAAGCGCUUUUCCUCAUCAACGCUUACAGCCGCAGAUAAGGAUAUGUUGGACAGCUACUGAGCUGACUUUUUUAUUAAAUCGUGAACAAAGACUUGUUCUAUCUGUUCUACCAGCUAUUGGCUUGGAUAUAUAUUGCAGGCAAUCCCACUGUUAGGUGGAUUGAAAUGUGGAUGGAAUGAUUAAUGUUUUGCUGUUUUUCCUGUUUUUAUUAUUCCAUUAAUGUUUUGAUCAGCAUUUCAAUCUUGUUUGUUUCAACUGAAGGAGCAUGGCAGAGGGCAUUGCACAGUGAAGAUGUCACUGACACAUUGAGUCAGUUGUGGUGCAAAGAAAGGAUAUUUAACACCAUUAAAAUUAUAUCUUUAUAUCUCGUGUUUAAUUUACAAUGGCUGAGGUACUGGAAAUGAUCAUGAUUAUAAUCUCUCUCUUUCUCACACACACACACAUAUAUAUAUUGAUAUCGGUAUGUUGGUUGUAGCAGUAAAAUUACAAUGCCUGGGUGUUUGAUGGCUUAUGACAUCGUCUUAAGCCUCUGGAACCAUUUCUAUUAAAAUAUAAUGGGAACUCAUUAAGGACAUAAGCAUAAAAACAAUUAGGACAUUAAAGCAUUUUACAUAAUUGGUUGAAAUACUCAAUAGUGCUCACAUGUGCUUGAGGAAAUUAAGCCAAUUACAUACUAGGCCAAUCCAGCUUGAGCAAAAAUAUGUAUUUGUCUUAUUGAUAUGGAGAACCAAUAUCACACUAGCAGUGUUGUGUGCUUUAUGAACAUGGCAGAAACAGUCUUGAAAUCAAUUUUGAUCAUAGAUUUAACAGCGUAGACUAUACUACCAUUAUACAAUAAUGGGCUGUUAUCUCUAUGUGGUAUGCAUAAACAUGUUAAAUGGUGACUGCUGUAAUGUAUGGUGUUUUUUACAAGAAUAUGUGACCAAUACGAGGAUGUGAAAUGAAAACAGACAGACUUUAUCCACUCCACCUUCUUUAUUUCCGAUUCAUAUUCAUUCUAAAAGAAGACAACA